GCCAGUGACGUGCGGGUCCCAGACUCAUUGCCGUCGCAUUCCAGGCUUUGGGUUGGGAUACCGCCUAUAAGUGCACUUUGUGUCUUUCGCCGCUGUUUGUGGUCAACAAAGACCUCCAAUCGCUCUCACCCGCGUGUCCUCACGCAGCCCUUGUCCACGUACUCUUUCAACGCUGUCGCUCACUAGCACUAAUUGUCACUGCAAUACACCAACAAGCAACUCGCAACAAUGCGGUUUCUCGCUCUUCUACCCGUCUUAUGCUGUACUGCAGCCCUGAUUCUCUCGUUCCUCUGCCUAUUUGCAGGCCAUAAGAAGGGUUUCAUGGAAGACUACUCGCUCCUCACACUCAACACCUCAGCCAUUGGACAAAAUCUCGUCGACAGAGUCUCAAACUCUGACUCCACUAUAUCUAACAUCAUCAAUCUCAUUCCAGACUCUAUCACCGAUACAGUCACCGAUGAAAUCAAUGAGAGGAUAGACGAGUUCCGCGAGCGCGCUGGCAUCGAGGACUGGUACUCAGCACACAUGCUGAACUAUUGCGAGGGGCAGUACACACCCGACGAGGCGGCUAAUGCGACCCUGAAGCAAGAUGACAUUAGCAAAAACGUUACUGAAUGCUCCAAGAACAGGGCCAUGUACAAGUUCGAUCCAACCGACAUCAUCCAGAGGGCCCUAAACAAGUCGGGCAUAGACAUCACCCUGCAGGAUCUACAAUGGCCAGAAGAUAUCCAGGACGGCAUCGAUGCGUUGAAUGCUAUCAUGGCAGCCAUGUUCGUUCUCUACGUCAUCGCAAUCUGCCUCAUCUUCUUGACCCUCGUCACCAGCCUUGUUGGCAUCCUCACCUCAGGAAGACUGAGCGCAUGCCUAAACAUUGGCCUUAGUCUCCUCGCAUUUUUAGCCAUUGGCAUCGCUAGCGGGCUCGUCACCGCCGUCAUGGUCAAGGGUACCGACGUCAUUAACGAACACGGAAAUCAAAUCGGCCUUGAAUCGCACUAUGGUGGCAAGUUCCUCGCCUUGACAUGGGCUGCAACUGGGCUCAUGCUCCUUGCUGUCCUUGCUUGGUUCAUAGCCCUAUGCUUUGGCCGGAGCGAGCGCCGUUCGCGCAGCCCCAAGAAGUCGGCCAUCUAGGAGUAUCCACCUGACAAAAACACCGCAACGCCCAAAGAGCCUGCUGGAUAAAACAAAUGCCUGGAUUUGAAGGAUCAAAUUGAACGCGUGUACGGAUACCAAGAUAUGCGAAUAUGUAUUACGAUCGCCUGGAUGAGCUGUAACAUCUUUCUUUUGUUUGUUCAUUUUGUUUGUUAUAUACCCACCCCCUGAUAUCAGAUUGCAUCAAAAACGAUUAGGUGGAGAUUUAAGUAGAAUUUGAUGUAUUGAACCCUA
This is a messenger RNA of Bipolaris sorokiniana ND90Pr, 1383 nucleotides long. RefSeq lists its product as uncharacterized. Bases 229 to 1128 code for a protein of 299 amino acids. The record is from RefSeq and is a predicted model, not a curated record. The transcript has a single exon. Gene Ontology annotation, cellular component: plasma membrane; cell cortex of cell tip. Lineage: Eukaryota; Fungi; Ascomycota; Dothideomycetes; Pleosporales; Pleosporaceae. Gene Ontology annotation, biological process: fungal-type cell wall organization.